Eleginops maclovinus (Patagonian blennie) is the source of this 893-nucleotide messenger RNA. RefSeq lists its product as uncharacterized. Bases 1 to 855 code for a protein of 284 amino acids. The record is from RefSeq and is a predicted model, not a curated record. The transcript has 5 exons. NCBI's taxonomy places the organism in Eukaryota, Metazoa, Chordata, Actinopteri, Perciformes, Eleginopidae.
AUGGAGCUGAAGAGGCGAGCAGAGAGUCUGUGUGAGCAGGAAGAUCUGCAGGGAGACAAGAAACUGGAGGUCCAGAAGAUGGUCAAAGACACUGAACAGCAUUGGAGGACGGUCCUGCAGACUGCGGAGGACUCGCAGAGGCAGCUGAAGGGUGUUGUGGAGCGCCUGGUGUCCUGUCAGUACCAGCAGGGCCAGGCGGAGGCCCGUCUGUCUGAGUGUCAGAAGCAGACCUCUGCCCUUCCGAGGGUCUUCCCCUGGCCCGGCCUGGGAGAGCGGAGGCAGGCGGUGGAACAGGCCCGCAUCCUGCUGGAGCAGAGCACCGCUUUGGCCCCCGUCCUCUCUAACCUCCGCACACAGGCUGCGGAGCUGUUUGAGAUCACACAGGACGUUGGCUGGUCAGAUCCAUCAGUGGCAGACAAGGAGAAGUCCAUUCCUCCUCUGCUGAAAGAGCUCACUGAAGCCGUUUCAAACUUGGAGCAGGGCAUCGUGACGGAGAGGCAGUGCACCCAGUUGGUGGAGCAGCAUGUAGCAGCUCAGGAUUGGCUGAGGGAGCACGUUAAAGGCCUGGGAGCUCCUCCUGCAGACAGACAGGGUUUACACAACACUGUCAACACUCUGAAGGCUUUACUCCAGACAGUGGACAGGGAGCAGAGGGAGAUGAAGGAGCUGGACUCGGCCAGAGACAGUUUGCUGAGCCUCUGCUCCCAUGGAGGUCGGGAUGCCCUGACCCUGGAGGUCAGCCAUCUCCACGACCUCUGUGCCACCUCGGAGCGGGAGGUUAGGGAGCGCCUGGCAGCCUGUGAGGCUCGACUGCAGGAGCUGGACAGUCAGGUGGCCAAGAAGGCCCGGGGCUGAAGGAGAGAGCUGCAGCGCUGCAGUGGGAACUCCGCUCU